Coccinella septempunctata (seven-spotted ladybird) is the source of this 2409-nucleotide messenger RNA. RefSeq names its product ADAM 17-like protease. The record is from RefSeq and is a predicted model, not a curated record. Gene Ontology annotation, molecular function: metalloendopeptidase activity. Lineage: Eukaryota; Metazoa; Arthropoda; Insecta; Coleoptera; Coccinellidae. The transcript has 11 exons. Gene Ontology annotation, biological process: membrane protein ectodomain proteolysis; Notch signaling pathway. Bases 147 to 2318 code for a protein of 723 amino acids. Gene Ontology annotation, cellular component: plasma membrane.
UCAUUUCAUUGAUGAGUAAUGUUUUUAAAAGAAUAUUUUAUACUAUUUUUAAUAUCGAGCAGUAUGUCUCUCCACUGGAUAUAUAUUCAAAGAUAGCAAUUAGAAAAUGUUAUAAAUUGUUUGGAUGUACGGUUAUGUGAUCAAAUAUGACGUUCCAUUUCAGUAUUUCUUUUUUUUUAAGCCUAUUGGCAACAGGGUCUGUGGCGCUAGUUAUAAAAAAAUAUGGAACCAUCCAUUCCUCGGACAUAAAACAUGUGAUAGUAAAAAGGGGGUUGUCGGAAAGUUACCAUCCAUACAACAAGAUAAAAGAACUGCAUUUCAACACGCUCGGAAAGGAAUUCCGGCUAGAAUUAAGCCCUAAUAAUGAUAUUCUACAUUCGAAUUUCAAAUCUUACGAAAUCGACGAGACUGGAAUAGAAAAAUAUACACAUAUAGAUAAAGAGAAUUUCUUUACCGGUAGAGUAUUUGGUGAGAAAUCGUCCAACGUAUCUCUGCACAUAGACGAUGGGUUGAUGACCGGGAGUAUAGAAUUGGAAAGUGAAACUUAUCAUAUUGAACCUGCAUGGAGACAUUUGUCGAAUACAGACAACGAAACCAUGAUGGUAUACAAACAGUCUGACGUUAAACUUACCUGGGAUAAAGACGAGGCUCUACUAGGGGCUAAAACAUGCGGUGUAGAGGACGAUUCUCCCGAUUUUGAAGAGUAUCACAACUCCUCACUUCUCAGGGACAAACGACAAAUUAUCUAUUACGAAGAGAGCAACUUCAUCCCGACAAAAACUAGGUGUUCUCUGUUGCUGGUUGCUGAUCAUACGUUCUAUAAAUAUAUGGGCGGAUCCAGCACUAAAAAAACCAUCAAUUAUCUGAUUAAUUUGAUCGAUAGAGUGCACAAAAUUUACAACAACACGGUAUGGAGGGAACAUCCCCUCGGUCCUGGUUUCAAGGGUAUGGGCUUUCUGAUCAAGAAAAUCGUCGUACAUAGUGCCCCAACCACCAUAAAUUACGAUGAGCAUUACAACAUGGAUAGGACGAACAGGAACAGAUGGAAUGUGCGGCAUCUAUUAGAAGUAUUUUCACGAAAUCCGGACAAUAAGAAUUUUUGUUUGGCGCACUUGUUCACCCACCAAACUUUCAAAACUAGCAAUUCGGUAGUGCUAGGCUUGGCUUAUAUCGCCUCACCAAGAAUCAGUUCACACGGAGGCAUCUGCACCAAAGAAUUCAUCAAAGACGGCCACAAAGUCUACCUAAACUCCGGACUGAGCUCUACCAGCAACCACUACGGUCAGAGGGUGAUAACCAGAGAAGCCGAACUGGUAACAGCCCACGAGUUCGGACACAACUGGGGCUCCGAACAUGAUCCAGACAUCCCGGAAUGUUCUCCCAGCUCCAGGAACAACGGGUCCUAUCUGAUGUACUCGUAUUCGGUGACGGGCUACGAUAAAAACAACAAAGAAUUUUCGCCCUGCAGCAUUCGUUCGAUAAGAAAGGUGUUGGAGUCUAAGUCGCAGAUAUGCUUUUCUGCGCCCGAAAGGAGUUUCUGCGGUAACUCAAAGGUGGAGGAAGGGGAAGAAUGCGAUGCGGGUUUGUUCGGGACUGAGGAUACGGAUAAUUGUUGCGAUAAGGAAUGCAGGCUUCGAAGAGGCGCAGUUUGCAGCGAUAAGAAUUCGCCGUGUUGCCAAGGCUGCCAAUACUCUCCCCGAGGUACGGUAUGCAGAAACGCCCAGUACGGCACCUGCGAAGAACAGUCCGAAUGUACAGGCUGGCAUCCGCAGUGUCCAUCCAGUCCUCCGGUUCAAGACGGUACAGAUUGUCAAGAAAAAGGAAAAUGUUCGAAGGGACGUUGCGUACCUUUCUGCGAGACCAGGGGACAACAGAGUUGCAUGUGCGACACAGCCCAAGACGCAUGCAAACGGUGUUGCCGUUCUUCCUUCGAUGGUACCUGUUCACCACCCGAACCAGACAGUAUUUUACCGGAUGGAACCCCUUGCAUGUACGGAAUUUGCAUCAGCGGUCACUGCGAGAAAACGAGGCCGGAGUUCGUGGAACGUUUUUGGAAGAUAAUCGACAGGAUCAGCAUAAACAAAAUCUUGCAAUUUUUCAGGGACAACAUUGUCGGCAGCGUGAUCAUAAUAACGGCCGCUAUCUGGAUACCAGCCUGUUACGCGAUCAACAAAGUCGAUGAGAAAAGAAGGAGGGAAAAGUUGGAGUGGGAAUGUCAAGAUUUUUACGAACCAUCGGAAGUGGAGCAAGUUAUACGAGUAAAAGUUCCAAGACGUAGAGAUGUGCCAGGUUAUAAUAGCAAAAAGGCGGCCAUUUGAAUCCGAAAGAUCAAAUAUCGAUUUAUAUUUCUAUACAUAAACCUUGUAACAAAUAUUUCUAAUUGUUGAAAAUUAUACACGUUUCCUAUUA